Molecule: messenger RNA, 28176 nt
Organism: Thrips palmi
Lineage: Eukaryota; Metazoa; Arthropoda; Insecta; Thysanoptera; Thripidae
Gene: bent
Product: twitchin
Biological process (GO): protein phosphorylation
Molecular function (GO): ATP binding; protein binding; protein kinase activity
Source: RefSeq, a predicted model, not a curated record
GUUCCGUGGUCCGUGGGUCGCAGGCGCACCGCGCCGCCGGUUUUCGCGUCAAAAGUCUGCGAUCGCUUUGAACAUAGCGGGGGUUGCCGUCAACCGCGCUGCGGGGAGGAGAGGGAUCGAACCGUCCGAGGCGAACGCGUCGAUCCUCUCCCGCCCGUGCUGUUAGGCCCCUUCUUCCCAGUGGAGGCGCAGGGCGAGCCUCGCCACCGGGGAGACCCGAAGGGAGACCCGAGGGGAGACCCCACACCGACGCUAUAACGAGUCCCGCCAGGGCCUGAGCCCCUCCACCAUCCAGGAUGGGGGUGGCCGACGACUUCGCGCCGAGCUUCACGCAGAAGCCACAGCUGCGCCAGGAAGAUGACGGCAACCGCCUCGUCUUCGAGUGCCAGCUGCUGUCCUCCCCGAAGCCGGACAUCACAUGGUUCCGGGGGGACACGCAGCUGUCCGAGGACGGGCGGACGGUCAUGAAGACCGUGCCCACCGGCUCCAACAAAUUCACCGUGGUCCUCGAGCUGGAUGACGUCAUCGAGUCGGACGCCGGCCUGUACAAGGUCAAGGCCAAAAACAAGAUGGGAGAAGUUGCUGCUUCCAUCAACCUCAAUUUCAGCCCUGCGGAUGAGCCUCGAGAAAAGCAAGUGGAUGGGAUCGCUCCGACUUUUGCGAAAAAGCCGGCGAUUCGGCAGGAGGAUGACGGGAAACGCCUCCUGUUCGAAUGCCGGAUCAACGCCGACCCAGAACCGACCGUCAGCUGGUCCAAGAACAACACUCCCGUCACGGCUGGCCCCAGACAUAAGCUGACGGUCGACAAGGAUGGGCACUCCUACUUCGCCACGCUUGAAAUUAAGAAUGUCACUGUUGAAGACGCUGGCAAAUACAAAGUGACAGCUAAGAACGAGCUUGGCGAAAGUAAUGCUACCAUCAGUCUCAAUUUCGACAGCGACGAGGCCCCGGUCCCGGAAGACGGCAUCAAGCCCACCUUCACAGAGCGGCCCGUCAUCAAGCAGACGGAGGACGGCAACAGUGUCAUCAUCGAGUGCAGACUAGUCGGCGAGCCCAAGCCCCAAGUACAAUGGUUCCAAUCUGGCAAGGAACUGACCGAGGGCGGCCGGCUGUCGAUGUCACUGGAGGUGGACGAGGUCUUGUACUACAUGGCCCGGCUCGAGAUCAGCGGUGUGGCGACCACGGACGCCGGCGAGUACAAGGCAGUGGCCAAGAACACUCAUGGCUCCUGCCAGGCUACCAUCAAUCUCAACUUCGACUCUUCAAGCGACAAACCGAAAAUUCCCGACGGGAAGGCUCCGCGAUUCCCGAAGAAACCGACUAUUCGCCAGGAAGGAGAGGUGCUCAUCAUGGAGUGCGUCUUAGAAGGCAACCCUGCCCCCGAGAUUACCUGGUUUCAGGGCCAAAAGGUCAUUGCAGAUACUAACAGGGUGCGCCUCAUGCGCAAAUCUUGUGGAAAAGACACUUACCUCCUCACGUUGGAGAUAUCGAGUCCAACGAGAGAGGACGGCGGAAACUACAGGUGUAAUGCCUUCAACAUUUAUGGCGAGAGCAAUGCCAAUAUUGCACUCAACUUCCAAGGCGGAGAUGAUGCAGGUUUUGCCCCAUCAUUCGUCGAGAAACCUAAAAUCAUUCCAAACGAGACCGGCACUCUUAUUACAAUGAAGUGUAAGUGCAAAGCGAAACCGAAACCGGACGUUACAUGGUUCAGAGGCACUACAGUUGUGAAAGAGACGUCGAAAAUUAAAAUAAAGAGUGUCGAAGCUGGUGAGGACACAUACGAACUUUCACUCGAAAUCAAGGACCCUUCAGGGCCCGACGGUGGCACAUACAGGUGUCACGUUAAGAAUGAGUUUGGUGAAAGUAAUGCAAAUUUGAAUCUCAACAUCGAGGCGGAGCCUGAGCCCGAGGGCGACGGACCAACAUUCGUUGACAAACCACGCAUCGUUUCGGAACAGAACGGGAAGCUUGUAAUCAUGGAUUGUCGCGUGAAGGCCGACCCCAAGCCGACAAUCGUGUGGACUCGUGACGGCAAGGAGGUGAAAGAAAGUUCAAAGAUCACCAUGAAAGUGGAGGCCAAGGGUGACGUGUAUUACAUCAGACUGGAACUAAAGGACCCGCAACUGGAAGACUCAGGACUGUACAAAUGCAACAUUAAAAACAGCUUAGGAGAACUUAAUGCCAAUUUAACGCUUAAUAUUGAAAUUAUCCCUGUUAUUAGGCAACAACCAAAGAUCAUCAAGGUCGUGAAAAAGAAAACGGUUAUUGUAGAGUGCCACGUACAGUCCAAGUUUGCUCCUCAGUGCACUUGGUUCAAGGAAAAGACUGCCGUGAAAGAAGAUUCCCGGCACACUGUCCACGUUACACAGGUCAAGGAAGGCGAGUUCUCGGUCAAGCUGGAAAUCGAGAACGUCAAGGAAACGGACAAGGGAUCUUACAAACUUGUCGCUAAGAACGAGAAGGGCGAGACUGCGUCGCAGACUGUGGAGCUAACUGAUAUUCCUAAAGACGAGGAAGAAAAGCCAAAGCCUCAAGGGGACAAGCCCAAAAUCAGCAAGGGGCUGAAAUCCCAGACUGUUGAUGAAACAAAGUCGGCGGAGUUCUCGGUUAAGCUCAUCAAGACAGAAAUGAAGGCAACUGUAGUAUGGUACAAAAACAACACGGUCAUCAAGGAGCGGGAAAUGCACCAGUCUUUCGAUGGCACCACAGCCACUUUGCAGAUUUCAAGCUGCAAGGUGGAUCAUGCUGCCACCUACAAGGUGGUCAUUACCAAUGAAUUUGGUAGUGACGAUUCUGAGGCGGACCUCAAAGUAACAGAAAAGAAGAAACCGCCAGAAAAGAAAGAGGAAGAAAAGAAGAAGGAAGAAGAGAAAAAAGUGGAAGAAAAAAAGGUGGAGGAAAAGAAGGUGGAAGAGAAAAAGGUCGAAGAAAAGAAGGUUGAGGAAAAGAAAAUUGAGGAAAAGAAGAUAGAAGAGAAGAAAAAGGUUGAGGAAAAGAAGGUGGAGGAGAAAAAGAAAAUUGAGGAGAAGAAGGUUGAAGAGAAAAAGAUUGACAACCAGGUGGACAAAGUUAACGAUUUGCGGCAAAGAAACGAAGACGAUGAAAAGGAGACCGUUAAACGGACGUCGUUGAAGAAACCGGAAGAGAAAAAAGACGACAAGGAAACCACCCCACCUGCUAAGCUGUUUUCAAAGUCACUUUUGAAACACGUGACUCCGAAGAAACAGCCAAUCAAGUAUGAAAGCUUCCUCGACGUUACGUUGAAACCGGUCGAGCGUACAACAGCUGAGAAGAUAAUAGCGGCAAAGAAAGCUGAAGAGGAAGAGCAGCUCCGACUGGCAGCAUCUUCCUUGAGCCGAAAGUCGUCCCUUUCAUUGGACACUUUCGUAAAGCCUAGCACGGGGGAGACCAAUGGAUCGUCACCAACAUCUCCACAGUCGUCAGCGCCUCCCUCCAGAUCAGGAUCCAUCAAAGAGCCUCAAUCCACAGAAGAAAAGAAGACUCCGCUCAAGCGCCGUCCAAUUCAAAAGCCAGAAGAAAAGCAGGACAGUUUUCUUAACGUGCAGCUUAAACCCCUAAGCAAAGAAGAGAAAGAAAAGAGAGAGAAGGCCAGGCUAGAAAAAGCAGAGGCGCUUAAGCUUAAAAAUGGAACGGAUGCGAGGAAGUCAUCUUUGAGUGUAGAGGAACCAAAGAAACUUGGCGAACGAAGACUCUCCACGAAAAAAGUCGAGGAGGAUGUCGAAACGAAACGCAAAGCGUCGAUUAUUAAAACCGAGGAAAAGGUUUCUCAGCAAGUUGGAAAGGCACCCGUUACAGAACGAAGGGAAUCCGUUAAGAUCCAGGAGGAAACCUCGGAUGCUCGACGAAAAUCUUCAGUAUUUGAUAAGACUGAACCGGAGAAGAAAUCUUCGGCAGAAGCAAAGGUCCCCUCCGACUUACCCGAGCCAGAGGCGGAAAAGAACGCUCCAUUAAGAAAAGCUGGACUUAAGCCUGAACCACCAAAGAAGGAGGAAACAAAACCAACACUGAAACCUACACCAGUACAGAAGCCAGAAGAUGACAAGCAAAUAGAAAGUGUCAAAGAACAACCUGCCGCAACCGCAGCAACCGAUCGACCGGUCCGCAAAAAGUACGAUCCAAUGGCGUUCAUUCCGGACGUAGCGAUUGAGGAGCCACAGGCUUCAGAAGUUUCUACAGUAACCCCUAAAAUAGAUACAAAUAAAACUCAUGAAAGGAAAAAGUACGAUCCUAUGGCAUACAUACCGGAUCCAGAUCCUCUAGAGGUUUCCGACGACCAGCCCAUUGUUAGUAAUCCAGCAACCAGCACAGCGUCUAGUGGAAUGGCUCCUACCACGACUAUUCCGAAACCAGUUCAGACAAAAGUGACUGUUCCUAACGCUAGUGUGCCAAAGGUCACUGUGCCGUUACCGAAGGAUGAAAAGAAGCCGCUCGUCAACAACAAAGCCCCCGUGAUGGAGCGUGUUAGUAGCGUGGAAAGUGCAGCCAGCUCAGAAGAGGAAGACACCUUUGACGAACGUAGGCUGAAGCCUGUGGAGCAGCCCAGGGUUCCAGCAAUACCUAUAAUUAUUGUGGAGGCUGAUCCGCCCACCUCAAAUCACAUUACCAUGGCUGAAAUUAAAAAACCUACGUUAAAUCUUGGGAAAGCCCCCGGGACUAAACGAGAAGGGCCUCCUUGGAAGCGCGCCAAAAUUCCGGAAAUCAUUGCUCCGGAAGACUCUGGGAGCCGGAAGAGCUCGCUGAUUCCUGGCUCCGCUGGAUCAAGUCGCAGAGGAUCCCUUAUUCCUCCCGAGGAAAUGGGAAGGCGGCCGUCACUUAUCAUAAGCGAUGAGGUUGGAAAAUUGCGGCCUGGUGAGGUAUUAGAUGCUAAGCGGAGGCGCCCCAGUACCGACAUGCGGCGUCCGAGUGUUGCGGAUCUUGAUGACCUUAUUAACAAGGCAUCAACACCGCUCAAAGCAACCGGUGAACCUGGCCCACCUGUCAUCGUCGAUGUUCAGGAAAGCUACUCGGCGGUUGAAGAUCAAACUGGGUAUAUGACUGUACAAGUGGAAGGCAACCCAGCACCAACAUUUAAGUUCUACAAGCCUGAACCUAUUAUGGGCAUGACUGAAAUUAUUGAAGGAGGCCGCUUUAAGUUUAUAACUGACGGAAACUCAAAUACCAUCACACUUUGCAUGCGGAAAGUCAAACCCAACGAUGAAGGCAAAUACAAAAUUGUGGUCAGCAAUUGCCAUGGGGAAGACUCCGCUGAAAUGCAACUUUACGUUUCCGAUGCAAGUGGAAUGGAUUUCCGUGCCAUGUUGAAAAAACGCAAGUAUGCUAAGUGGGGACAAGAUAAGGAGGAUCCGGACUGGGGUGACUUAAAGGAGGUCGAAAAACCAGUACCCGCUUUGAAAAAAGUGGAGAAGAAACCAGAGUCCUUCCUAAAGCCACUUGUAGACCAGUAUGCUAAGGAGGGCAAGGACAAAAAGGUCCAAUUCGAAGCUAUUUUUUCGAAACCGAAUUGCAAACCCAAGUGGUUUUUGCGCAAAGAUGAACUUUUCCCAGGUAGCAAGUAUAAAAUUAAAAAUGAGAACGACACAUACCAGCUUAUUAUCAUGGCUCCAAAGGUAGAAGAUGCUGGAAAAUACACUAUCGAGAUUGCGGGCGUCAGCAGCUUUGCAUUCUUGAAUGUCGAUGAACCUGCUCCGUCCUACCACUUUAUCAAGCCACUCGUAAAAACAGUUGAGGGCUACACCAAACACGAAGUUAUUUUGGAGUGUGGUGUUAACAACAGUAUGGCCAAGGUCAUCUGGAAAAAGGGCGACAAGAAGCUAGAGGAUGGCGAUAUUUACGAGAUCACCAAGGAUAUGCAAGGAAAUUGUCGCCUUGUUAUCAAAUCUGCUGUCUUGGAGGACAGUGGAGAAUACACCUGCAAGAUUGAAAAGCAGGAUGAAAAGACCAUCACAGAAGUCAAAAUUUCUGAAUACCCAUACAAAUUCGUCAAGGUUCUUAAACACCAGCAGCUCACUGAGAAGGACACCAUCACUCUUCUCUGCGAACUUGACGACGCUACAGGCGACGUACAGUGGUUCAAAAAUGGCGAAGAAGUCAAGCCUGACAAAAGGAUUACCAUCACUCAAGAUGGCCGAAAGCGGAAGAUGGUCAUCAAGGAUGCCAAGGUCACCGACAGCGGCAUGUACAAAUGCACGACCAACGCAGACCAAACGGAAGCGGAAAUACAAGUUCAAUACAUGAACCGCUUCAACAAGAAACUCAAAGAUACUACAGGUAUUGAACGUGAAAAGGUGAUCCUGGAUGUUGAGCUCCAGGAUCAGACAGCCCCCGCCGAAUGGAAGUUCAACGGCAAGCCAAUCGUGCCAGAUGAGAGGGUCGAAAUCAAGAAUCUGGGUGGUGGAAAGCAUCAACUGGUCUUCAACAGAGUGGAGAUGUCAGACGAAGGUGAAAUCACCUGCGAGUCGGGUGUUUUGAGCUCCUCGUGCCAGCUCUCAGUGAAGAAGGGCGAAGGCAAGCCCAUCCCUGACUUCCCCGAUGAGGUAGAGGGCCCCUGCAACAAGCCCAUCAUCUUCGACAUUCCGUUCAAGAUCGACGGCACCCGGCAGUCGCCCAUCGAGGCCAAGCUCAUGAAGGACGGCAAGGCGCUGCCCCUCAAGGACGUGGAGAUCAUCGUCAUGGACGAGAAGGUGGUCUUCAAGGUGAAGAAGCCCGCUCGCGAGCUCAGCGGCCCGUACCAAAUCCGCAUUGGCAACAAGCAGGGCGAGGCCGUCAAGGAUCUCAAGAUCAACAUGCAGGACGUACCUUCACCUCCCGAGGACGUGGAUGUGACGGAGGUGUUUGCUUCGUCGUGCAUCGUGGCUUGGAAGCCCGGUAAGGACGAUGGCGGCGCCCCGCUGCUCAAGUACGUCGUGGAGCGCCAGGACCUGAGCGUCAAGGGAGGCUGGGACAACGUGGGCGAGGUCAAGCCCGGCGCGCCCACCGUCUUCAAAUGCGAGGACCUGACCCCCAAGCGGGAGUACAAGUUCAGGAUCCGCGCGGUCAACAAGAUCGGCUCGUCCGAGCCCGCGACCUUCGCCAAGCCCAUCCUGGCCAAGGACCCAUGGGACGAACCCGGCAAGCCCAACAACGUGGAGGUGGUGGACUGGGACAAGGACCACGCCGACCUCAAGUGGGACAAGCCCCUGAACGACGGUGGCGCCCCCAUCACGGGCUACGUCAUCGAGUUCAAGGAGAAGUUCGGCAAGGACUGGGUGACCGGCAAGGAGAUCGCCGGCGACGUGACGGCCGCCACCAUCGACGGCCUCAAGGAGGGCACCCAGUACGAGUUCCGCAUCCGCGCCGUCAACAAGGCGGGCCCCGGCGAGCCCAGCGACGCCACCAAGCCCAUCAUCGCCAAGUGCCGCUUCGUCAAACCCUUCAUCAUCGGCAACGACCUCGUCAACCUGGUGGUCAAGAAGGGCCAGACGAUCAAGUACGAUAUCAAGUACGGCGGCGAGCCCGAGCCUGAGGUCCGCUGGGUGCUGAACAACACCGACAUCAAGGAGGACAAGGAGGAGAGGAUCACCAUCGACAAGUACGAGCGCAACACGGUGCUGACGGUGCGGCGCGCCGUCCGCUUCGACAGCGGCAAGUACAAGCUGGUGCUCAAGAACAGCUCCGGCACGGUGGAGGGCACCGCGGACGUGGUGGUGCUCGACAAGCCCACGCCGCCGGGCGGCCCGCUCAAGGUGGAGGACGUCCGCGCGCAGCACGCCACCGUCAAGUGGAAGAAGCCCGAGGACAACGGUGGCAGCGACAUCACCGGCUACGUCAUCGAGAAGAUGGACAUGGACACGGGCCGCUGGGUGCCCGCCGGUGAGGUCGGCCCGGACGCCGACUCGUUCAAGGUGACGGGCCUCACGCCCAAGAAGAAGUACAAGCUCCGCGUCAAGGCCGUCAACAAGGAGGGCGAGUCCGAGCCGCUCGAGACCACCGACAGCUUCAUCGCCAAGAACCCUUACGACGAGCCGGGCAAGCCGGGCAAGCCCGAGAUCUACGACUGGGACAACAAGAGCGUGACGCUGCGCUGGGCCAAGCCCCAGAGCGACGGCGGCCGCCCCAUCACGCACUACACCAUCGAGAUGAAGGACAAGCACUCCAACGACUGGGUGGAGGUCACCAAGACGGAGAACGACAACUGCGAGGGCGUCGUGGAGGGCCUCAAGGAGAAGCAGGUGUACCAGUUCCGCGUGCGCGCGCACAACAAGUCUGGCGGCGGCGAGCCGUCCGACGCCACCGACAACCACGUCUGCAAGCAUCGCAACCUGAAGCCCAUGAUCGAGCGCUCCAUGCUGAAGAGCGUGACGAUCAAGGCGGGCCGCACGCACAAGUGGAGCGUGGACGUGACCGGCGAGCCGCCGCCAACCCUGUCGUGGGUGUGGCGCGACAACAUCCCGCUGGUCAACACGGAGCGCAUCAAGAUCGACAACAUCGACUACCACACCGACUUCUGCAUCACCAACGCCACGCGCCGCGACACCGGCAAAUACACGCUCAUCGCCGAGAACGCCUCGGGCAAGGACCAGGAGACCGUCGAGCUCACCGUGCUCAGCAAGCCCGGUUCACCGAUGGGUCCGCUCGAGGCGACCAACGUGCACAAGGAGGGCCUGAAGCUGCACUGGCAGCCGCCGGAAGACGACGGCGGCUCGCCCGUCCUGCAGUACGAGGUGGAGAAGAUGGACACGGCCACGGGCAAGUGGGUGCGCGUCGGCAAGGUGCCCGGCGACCGCGACAAGCCCGAGCUGGAGGUGACUGGCCUGGAGCCCGGCCACGAGUACAAGUUCCGCGUGACCGCCACCAACGCCGAGGGCGACUCGGAGCCGCUGCUCACCGACAAGGCCAUCAUCGCCAAGAACCCCUUCGACGAGCCCACCAAGCCCGGCACGCCCGAGAUCGUGGACUACGACAACGAGAGCGUGGACCUCAAGUGGGCCAAGCCGGACAGCGACGGUGGCUCCCCCAUCCAGAAGUACAUCGUCCAGAAGAAGGACCGCUUCAAGCCGGACUGGGAGGACGCGUGCGAGGUGGCCGGCGACAAGCUGGAGGCCAAGGUGGAAGGCCUCAAGGAGCGCGCCGAGUUCCAGUUCCGCGUGGUGGCCGUCAACAAGGCGGGCAAGUCGCCGCCCUCCGACGCCACCAAGAUGCACACCGUCAAGCACCGUGCACUGAAGCCGCGCAUCGACAGGACCAACCUGAAGCCGAUCGUGGUGCGCGCCGGCAAGCCCAUCAACUACGACGUGAACGUGCGGGGCGAGCCGCCGCCAACCAUCACCUGGUACCAGGCCGACAAGCUGCUCAAGUCCGAGAACAACGUGGAGAUCGUCAACGUGGACUACAACACCAAGCUCAACAUCAAGGACUCGAUCCGCAAGAACACGGGCCUGUACAAGAUCGUGGCCGAGAACCAACACGGCAAGGACGAGGAGACCGUGGAGAUCACCGUGCUCUCCGCGCCUUCCAAGCCCAAGGGCCCGCUCAAGGUGUCGGACGUGACCAAGAACUCGGCCAAGCUCAAAUGGGAGAAGCCCGAGGACGACGGCGGCAAGCCCAUCACGGGCUACGCGGUGGAGAAGCUGGACACCGCCACCGGCCGCUGGGUGCCCAUCGGCCGCACGGACGAGCCCGAGUUCGAGGUUAAGGGCCUGCAGGAGGGCCACGACUACCAGUUCCGCGUCAAGGCCAUCAACGAGGAGGGCGAGUCCGAGCCGCUGGAGACGGACAAGGCCACCACGGCCAAGAACCCCUUCGACGCCCCCGGCAAGCCGGGCACGCCGUCGCUGGAGGACUGGGACGUGGACCACGUGGACCUCAAGUGGGACGCCCCCAAGUCCGACGGCGGCGCCGCCAUCACGGGCUACAUCAUCGAGAAGAAGGAGAAGUUCAGCGCCGGCUGGGACGAAGUCCUUGCCACGCACAGCCCGGAGCGGACGGCCAAGGUUCCCGGCCUCAAGGAGGGGCAGACCUACCAGUUCCGCGUCCGCGCCGUAAACAAGGCUGGCCCCGGCGAGCCCAGCGAGCCCACCAAGCCGAUCAUCGCCAAGGCCAGGAACCUCAAGCCCUGGAUCAACCGCGACAAGCUGCAGAAGGUGCGCGUGCGCGCCGGCCAGGCCGUGCGCUUCGACGUGGACGUCAAGGGCGAGCCCGCGCCCAUCACGUCCUGGUCCAAGGACGGCAAGCCGCUGACGGGCGUCGGCGUCAAGAUCGAGAACGAGGAGUACAACACCAAGCUGGCCUUGACGGAGACCACGCGCGCCGACACGGGCAUCUACACGCUCAAGGCGGAGAACGCCAACGGCGUGGACGAGGCCACCGUCGAGGUGGAGAUCCUGGACAAGCCCAGCAAGCCGGAAGGCCCGCUGGAGGUCCUGGAGGUGCACAAGGAGGGAUGCACGCUCAAGUGGGACAAGCCCAAGGACCUCGGCGGCCUGCCGCUCACGGGCUACACCCUGGAGAAGAUGGACGUGACCACCGGCAGGUGGACACCGGCCGGCUUCUGCGACCCCGAGAAGACGGAGCACGAGGUCAAGGGCCUGGAGCCCGGCAAGAAGUACCAGUUCCGCGUCAAGGCCGUCAACGACGAGGGCGAGUCCGACCCUCUGGAGACAGACCACGCCAUCCUGGCCAAGGACCCCUUCGACGCCCCCGGUGCCCCCGGGCUGCCGGAGAUCGUCGACUGGGACGAGAACUCCGUCAAGCUGGAGUGGCAGCCGCCGGCGCGCGACGGUGGCGCCCCCAUCGUGGGCUACGUGGUGGAGAUGCGCGACAAGUACAGCCCCAACUUCGUCAAGUGCGCCGAGGUGCACGGGCCCAACUGCAAGGCCACCGUGCCCAAGCUGGAAGAGGGCAACCAGUACCAGUUCCGCGUGCGCGCCAUCAACCGCGCCGGCCCCGGCGAACCCAGCGAGGAGACCAAGAUGCACACCGCCAAGGCGCGACACCUCAAGCCGCACAUUGAUCGCACCAACCUGAACCCGGUGGUGAUCAAGGUCGGGCACACGCUGUCCCUGGACAUCAAGGUGACGGGCGAGCCGCCACCAGUGGUGACCUGGACCCUCAAGGACAAGGAGAUCAAGACCGAGGACCAGUACCGCAUCGACAACAUCGACUACAACACCAAGUUCUGCAUCCUCAAGACGAAGCGCAUUCACAGUGGUGUGUACAAGAUCACGGCCAAGAACGACAGCGGCGAGGACACCGCGGAGCUGGAGAUCACCGUCCUGGGCAAGCCAGGCAAGCCCAAGGGCCCGCUGGAGGUGUCGGACGUGACCAAGAACUCGGCCAAGCUUAAGUGGGAGAAGCCCGAGGACGACGGCGGCACCCCGGUCGAGUACUACGAGAUCGAGAAGCUGGACCCGCUGACGGGCCACUGGGUGCCGUGCGGUCGCUCCACUGAGCCCGAGGCCACCGUCACCGGCCUGCAGGAGGGCAAGCCGUACAAGUUCCGCGUCCGCGCCGUCAACAAGGAGGGCGAGUCGGAGGAGCUGGAGACGGAGAAAAGCAUCAUCGCAAAGAAUCCGUUCGACGAGCCCGGCAAGCCCGGCCGCCCCGAGGCCAAGGACUGGGACAAGGACUUCGUGGAGCUGCAAUGGACGCCGCCCAGGGACGACGGCGGCGCCCCCAUCGAGAAGUACAUCAUCCAGAUGCGCGACAAGGAGGGCCGCAACUGGGUGGACGCGGCGACGGUGCCCGGCGUCAAGACGCAGGGCCGCGUGGAGAACGGCAUCGAGCCGGGCCACGAGUACGAGUUCCGCAUCGUGGCCGUCAACAAGGCCGGCCCCAGCGAGCCCAGCGACGCCUCCAAGUCCGUCAUCGCCAAGCCGCGCAAACUGAAGCCGCACAUCGACCGCAAGAACCUGCUCAAGAAGACCAUCCGCGUGGGCCAGCUGCUGCGCGUCGAAGCCGACGUGACCGGCGAGCCUGCGCCCGCCAUCACCUGGACGCUGCAGGGCGCCGUGCUCACGUCCAACGAGCGGCUCAAGAUCGAGAACGAGGACUACAAGACCACCUUCAUCCUGACCAAGGCCAAGCGCGCCGACUCGGCCGUGUACACCGUCACGGCCAAGAACGCGCACGGCGAGGACAAGGUGGAGAUGGAGGUGCUGGUGCUGAGCAAGCCGUCCAAGCCCAAGGGCCCGCUCGAGGUGUCCGACGUGACCGCCGAGGGCGUGCACCUCAAGUGGGACAAGCCCGAGGACGACGGCGGUGAGCCCGUGGACCACUACGUCGUGGAGCGUAUGGACACGGAGACCGGCCGCUGGGUGCCCGUCACCACCUCCAAGACCCCCGAGGCUGACGUCACGGGCUUGAACGAGGGCAAGGACUACCUGUUCCGCGUCAAGGCCGUCAACGCCGAGGGUGAAUCCGAGCCUCUGGAAACCGACAUCCCCGUCACGGCCAAGAACCCGUACAACGAGCCGGACAGGCCGGGCAAGCCGGACGUCAAGGACUGGAGCAAGAACCACGCCGAGCUGCGCUGGGAGAAGCCCAAGAGCGACGGCGGCUCCCCUAUCACGUCCUACAUUGUGGAGAAGAAGGACCAGGGCAGCUCCAAGUGGACCAAGGCGGUGGAGAUCAUCGGCAACAAGCACGAGGCCACCGUGCCGGACCUCAUCGAGGGCCAGAAGUACCAGUUCCGCAUCCGCGCCGUCAACAAGGCGGGCGCCAGCAAGCCCAGCGAGCCGAGCGACACCAUCACCGCCAAGGACCGCUUCGCCCCGCCGAGGAUCGACCGCACCACGCUCAAGGACAUGCGUAUCAAGGCGGGCCAGCAGAUCCGCUUCGACGUCAAGAUCUCGGGCGAGCCGCCACCAACCAAGACCUGGUUCCACAACAAGGCGCGCAUCGAGUCCAAGGACGAGCUCACCAUCGAGUCGGAGGACUACAAGACGCGCCUGGUGGUGAGCGCGGCCAGCCGCAAGCACACCGGGCUGUACACCAUCAAGGCCGAGAAUAGCUCCGGCAAGGACGAGGUGUCCAUCGAGAUCACCGUGAUCGACAAGCCCGGCAAGCCCGAGGGGCCGCUCAAGAUCUCGGACAUCCACAAGGAGGGCUGCAAGCUCAAGUGGAACCCGCCGCAAGACGACGGCGGCGUCCCCAUCGACUACUACGCCGUGGAGAAGAUGGACACCGAGUCCGGCCGCUGGAUGUCCGCCGGCCGCGCCAAGGAGCCGUUCAUCGAGCUCAACAACCUGGAGCCUGGCCAGGAGUACAAGUUCCGCGUCAUGGCCGUCAACGCCGAGGGCGAGUCCGAGCCGCUGGAGGCGGACGAGGCCAUCGUCGCCAAGAAUCCGUUCGACGAGCCUGGCGCGCCGGGCACGCCGGAGGCCACGGACUGGGACCGCGACUUCGUGGAGCUCAAGUGGACCGCGCCCAACAAGGACGGCGGCUCGCCCAUCACGGGCUACGUCAUCGAGAAGCGCGAGAAGGGCAGCCCGCGGUGGGUGAAGGCCGCCGAGACGCGCGGCCCCGAGUGCAAGGGCAAGGUGGAGAACCUCGACGAGGGCACGCCCUACGAGUUCCGCGUGCGCGCCAUCAACGCCGCGGGCCCCGGCGAGGCCAGCGACGCCAGCAAGCCCAUCACCUGCAAGGCGCGCAAGGUGCCGCCCAGGAUCGACCGCAAGAACCUGCGCGACAUCACGGUGCGCGAGGGCGAGCCCUUCGUCUUCGACGUCAAGAUCACCGGCGAGCCCGCGCCCGACGUCGAGUGGAACGUCGGCACCAAGCGCGUCCACGAGACCACCGUGCGCAGGAUCGUCAACGUGCCCAACAACAGCAAGCUCUCGUUCGACAAGCCCGAGCGCAAGGACAGCGGCAUCUACAAGAUCACCGCCACCAACAAGUACGGCACGGACUCCGUCGAGGUGGAGGUCACCGUCGUGUCCAAGCCCAGCAAGCCCGAGGGCCCGCUCGAGGUGUCGGACAUCCACAAGGAGGGAUGCAAGCUCAAGUGGAAGCGGCCCAAGGACGACGGCGGCGAGCCCCUCGACGGCUACCUGGUCGAAAAGCUGGACCCGGAGAACGGCGUUUGGAUCCCCGUGGGCAAGUCCAAGGACCCCGAGAUGGUGGUGGACGGACUCACGCCCGGACACGAGUACAAGUUCCGCGUCAAGGCACUCAACAAGGAGGGCGAGUCCGAGCCCCUGGAGACCUACACGUCCAUCGUGGCCAAGGACCCCUACUCGACUCCGCAAGCCCCCGGCACUCCGGAGCCCGAGGACUGGGACCAGAACCACGUGGACCUGGUCUGGAAGGAGCCCAUCUCGGACGGCGGCACGCCCAUCACGGGCUACAUCAUCGAGAAGAAGGACAAGUACAGCGCGCUGUGGGAGAAGGCCCUGGAGACCGACACGCCCGACUGCAAGGGCACGGUCACGGGCCUGGUGGAGGGCAACGAGUACCAGUUCCGCGUCAUCGCGGUCAACAAGGCCGGCCCUGGCACGCCCAGCGACGCCAGCAAGACCUUCACCGCCAAGCCGCGGUUCCUGGCGCCUAAGAUCGACCGCCGCAACCUGCGCGACAUCACCAUCUCCGCGGGCUCCACGCUCAAGUUCGAUGCCAACGUCAGCGGCGAGCCGCCACCACACAUCGACUGGCGAUGCGCCUCGAACCCUCUCAAGAACAGCAAGAGGGUGACGGUCGACAACAUCGACUACAACACCAAGCUGGUGAUCCGGCCCGCGCGCCGCGAGGACUCGGGCGAGUUCACGGUCACCGCGACCAACUCGUCGGGCAAGGACAUGGUGGCCAUCAACGUGGUGGUGACCGACAAGCCGUCCGCCCCCGAGGGACCGCUCGAGAUCUCGGACGUGCACAACGAGGGCUGCAAGCUCAAGUGGAAGCGCCCGCUGGACGACGGCGGCACCCCGCUGGAGUACUACCAGGUCGACAAGAUGGACCCCGAGACCGGCUGCUGGGUACCUUGCGGCCGCAGCACCGAGCCUCACAUGGACGUUACGGGCCUGACUCCUGGCAAGGAGUACAAGUUCCGCGUCCGCGCCGUCAACGCCGAGGGCGAGGGCGAGCCCCUGGUGGCCGAGGAGAGCAUCAUCGCCAAGAACCCCUUCGACGAGCCCGGCGCGCCCGGCAACCUCAAGGCCACCGACUGGGACGUCGACCACGUGGACCUCAAGUGGACCCCGCCCGUCAACGACGGCGGCUCCCCGGUCACGGGCUACAUCAUCGAGAAGAAGGACAAGUACGGCCAGUGGGAGAAGGCGGUGGAGGUGCCGGCGGAGGAGCUGACGGCCACCGUGCCCGACCUCAUCGAGGGCCAGAAGUACGAGUUCCGCGUCCGCGCCGUCAACAAGGCGGGCCCCGGCGCGCCCAGCGACCCCACGCCGGCCAUCGUCGCCAAGCCGCGCAACCUGGCGCCCAAGAUCGACCGCACCAACCUGAUCGACAUCCGCAUCCGCGCGGGCCAGAACUACGUGUUCGACGUGAGGGUGUCCGGUGAGCCGAUGCCCGACACGCGCUGGCUGCUGCGCGCCAAGGAGGUGCGCUCCAGCGACAACGUCAAGGUCACGCACUCGGACUACAACACCAAGCUGAGCGUGCGCGGCGCCACGCGCGCCGACUCCGGCACCUUCAUCGUUACGGCCGAGAACAAGAACGGCAAGGACAUCGCCGAGGUGGAGGUGAUCGUGCUGGACAAGCCGUCCGCGCCCGAGGGGCCGCUCAAGGUGUCCGACAUCCACGACAAGGGCUGCACACUGGCCUGGAAGGCCCCCGAGGACGACGGCGGCAACCCCAUCGAGAAGUACGUCGUGGAGAAGAUGGACGAGGCGACCGGCAGGUGGGUGCCCGCCGGGGAGACCGACGGGCCCGCCACCACGCUCAAGGUGGACGGCCUCCAGCCCGGACACAAGUACAAGUUCAGGGUCCGCGCCGAGAACAAGCUGGGCAGGUCCGAGCCCCUCACCACGGACGCCGCCAUCGAGGCCAAGAACCCCUUCGACCCGGCCGGCAAACCAGGCACGCCCGAGAUCACCGACUUCGACAAGGACUUCGUCGAGCUGGCGUGGGACAGGCCCAGGAGCGACGGAGGCUCCCCGAUCACGGGCUACGUCAUCGAGAAGAAGGACAAGUUCAACCCCAACUGGGAGAAGUGCGCCGAGGUGGAGGGCGACGUCUGCUCGGGCAAGGUGCCCGGCCUGAUCGAGGGCACACCCUACGAGUUCCGCAUCCGCGCCGUCAACAAGGCCGGCCCCGGCGAGCCCAGCGACGCGUCCAAGACGCACGUCGCCCGCGCCAAGAACGUGCCGCCCAAGAUCGACCGCAAGGCCAUGGUCGACAUCAAGAUCCGCGCCGGCCUCAACUUCGACUUCGACGUGCACGUGGACGGCGAGCCGCCCGCCACCAAGGAGUGGAGCCUGCGCGACAACAUCCUGCUGCAGGGCGACCGCGUCAAGCUAACCAACGAGGACUACAACACUCGUCUGCGCAUCACGGACGCGCGUCGCACCGACAGCGGCGAGUACAAGCUGGUGGCCAAGAACAUCAACGGCAAGGACACGGCCACCGUGAACGUGACGGUGCUGGACGUGCCCACCGCGCCCGAGGGCCCGCUCAAGGACGCCGACGUCACCAAGAACAGCAUGAUGCUGUCGUGGCGCCCGCCCAGGGACGACGGCGGCUCCGAGAUCCUGCACUACAUCGUGGAGAAGAUGGACUCGGACAACCUGCGCUGGGUUCCGGUCGGCGAGACGCCCAUCCCGCAGAUCAAGGCGGACCACCUCAUCGAGAACCACAACUACAUGUUCAGGGUGCGCGCCGUCAACAGGCAGGGCGAGUCCGCGCCGCUCAUGGCCACCGAGCCCAUCACGGCCAAGGACCCCUUCGGCAAGCCCGAGAAGCCCGGCACGCCCGAGGUGGUGGACUGGGACAAGGACCACGUGGACCUGGAGUGGACCGCGCCCAAGCGGGACGGCGGCUCCCCCAUCACCGGCUACGUCAUCGAGAAGAGGUCCAAGUUCGGGCCGUGGGAGAAGGCCAUGGACGUGCCCGGCAACCAGACCAAGGCCACGGUGCCCGGCCUGGUGGAGGGCGAGGAGUACGAGUUCCGCGUCGUGGCCGUCAACAAGGGCGGCCCGGGCGAGCCCAGCGACGCCUCCAAGUCCGUCGUGGCCAAAGCACGAUUCACGCCGCCGACCAUCGACCGCGCCUUCCUGCAGGACCUGGUGGUCAAGGCGGGCGACCGCAUCAGCUUCGAGGUGCCGAUCGACGCGUCGCCGCGCCCCAAGGCGUCCUGGACCGUGGAGGGCAAGCCCGUGGGCACCCGCGCGGACAUGAUGACCACCAACACCAAGACCACCUUCGAGAUCCCCUUCUCGGCGCGCAGCGACACUGGCCGCUACGCCCUCACGCUCAAGAACGAGCUGGGCGAGGCCUCGGCGUCCGCCUACGUCACUGUGCUGGACAAGCCCGGCCCACCGCUGCCGCCGCUUGAAGUCAGCAAGGUGACCAAGGACAGCUGCCGCCUCAACUGGAAGCACCCGGCCGACGACGGCGGCUCCCCCAUCCUGCACUACGUGGUGGAGAAGAUGGACAUGUCGCGCGGCACCUGGGCCGACGCGGGCAUGGCUACCGGCCUGCAGCACGAGGUGCUGCGCCUCAUCCACAUGAAGGAGUACCUGUUCCGCGUGCGCGCCGUCAACAUCAUCGGCGAGUCCGAGCCGCUGGAGAUCACCAAGCCCAUCGUGGCCAAGAACGAAGUUGACGAGCCCGGCGCGCCCGGCAAGCCCAACAUCACGGACUGGGGCAAGGACCACGCCGACCUGGCCUGGGAGAAGCCCAAGACCGACGGCGGCGGCCCCAUCACGGGCUACAUCGUGCAGCGCCGCGAAAAGGGCAGCCCCUACUGGGUCAACGCCGUGCACGUGCCCGCCAAGCAGACCACCGCCACCGUGCCCGACCUCACCGAGGGCCAGGACUACGAGUUCCGCAUCAUCGCCACCAACGUGGCCGGCCAGUCCGAGCCCAGCGAGCCCUCGGACGUGGUCACCGCCAAGGACCGCUACCUGGCGCCCAAGAUCAAGACGCCGCUGCACGACAUCCGCAUCAAGGCGGGCACCAUCCUGCACGUGGACAUCGACUUCAUCGGCGAGCCCGCGCCCGAGGUGGUGUGGUCCGUGGCCGGCAAGGAGCUGCAGACGGACGCCAGGACCACCAUCACGUCCAUCGGCUACCACACCAUCGUCAACACGGUCAACGCCAAGCGCUCCGACAGCGGCCUGUACCACCUGCUGCUGCGCAACAGCUCCGGCAUCGACGAGGGCUCGUUCCAGGUCAUCGUCCUGGACAGGCCCGGCCCGCCCGAGGGGCCCCUCGAGUACGAGGAGAUCACGGCCCAGAGCGUGACCCUGUCGUGGAAGCCGCCCAAGGACAACGGAGGCAGCGAAAUCACCGCCUACGUGGUCGAGAAGCGCGACCUUACCCAUGGCGGAGGCUGGGUUCCUGUGACGUACGUCAACGCCAAGUACAACCACGCCACCGUGCCGCGCCUGCUGGAGGGCACCAAGUACGAGUUCCGCGUCAUGGCCGAGAACUUGCAGGGCCGCUCGGACCCGCUGCUCACCGACAAGCCCGUCGUGGCCAAGAACCAGUUCGGCGUGCCCGGCGCGCCAGGCCGCCCCGAGGCCGUGGACUCGGACAAGGACUUCAUCAAGAUCAAGUGGGCGCCGCCCAUCUCCAACGGCGGCUCGCCCAUCAUCGGCUACGACGUGGAGCGCCGCGACAAGAACACGGGCCGCUGGAUCAAGCUGAACAGCGACCCCGUCAAGGGCCAGGAGUACACCGACGACCGCGUGCACGACGGCAACCAGUACGAGUACCGCGUGUCGGCCGUCAACGCCGCCGGCCCCGGCAAGCCCAGCGAGGCGUCGCUCAUGAUCACGGCGCGGCCGAUGCGCGAGCGCCCCAAGCUGCACCUCGACGGCCUCAUCGGCCGCAAGAUCAAGGUGCGCGCCGGCGAGCCCAUCUGCGUCAACAUCCCGCUGUCGGGCGCGCCCACGCCCACCUGCGAAUGGACCAAGGACAGCACCAAGCUGCCCGCGCACGAGCGCAUCUGGACCGAGACCACCUCGGGCGAGACCAAGCUCCGCAUCGAGAAGACGACGCGCGACGACUCGGGUCGCUACGUCAUCACCGCCAAGAACGACUUCGGCAAGGACUCGGCCGACAUCGAGGUCACCGUCGUGGACCGGCCCGGCCCGCCCAAGGGACCCCUGCAGUACCCGAACAUCACGCAGGAGCAGAUCACCCUGGAGUGGCUGCCGCCCGAAGACAACGGCGGCAGCGAGCUCACCGGCUACGUCGUGGAGAUGUCCGAGUACGCCGUGGAGAACUGGCGCCAGGUGCCGGGCUUCUGCCCCAAGUGCACCUUCACCGUCAGGGGGCUCACCGAGGGCAAGAAGUACCAGUUCCGCGUGCGCGCCGAGAACAUGUACGGUGUGUCCGAGCCCCUGGACGGCAACCCAGUGGUGGCCAAGAGUCCGUUCGACCCACCAGACGCGCCCGGCCAGCCCACCGUGCUCGGCUACACUCCCACCAGCUGCAGCCUCAAGUGGACCCCACCGGCGUCCUCGGGCGGCAAGCCCGUCACCGGCUACUACGUGGAGAAGCGCGAGCGCGGCGCCGGCGACUGGGUCCGUUGCAACAACUACCCCACGCCCAACCUCACCUACACCGUGCCCGACCUGCGCGAGGGCAACCGCUACGAGUUCCGCGUCGUGGCCGUCAACGAGGCCGGCCCCGGCAAGCCCAGCAAGCCCACCGAGCCCAUCACGGCCGAGCACCAGCGAUUGGUGCCUGACGCGCCGGAGCCACCCAAGCCGGACCGCAUCACGAAGGACAGCGUGACGCUGUCUUGGCGGCCGCCCCGCAGCGAUGGCGGCUCCAAGAUCAAGGGCUACAUCGUGCAGAAGAAGCUCAAGGGCAAUCCGGACUGGGAGGACGUCAACAGCGUGCCCGUGCCGGAGACGACGUUCAAGGUGCCCAACCUCAAGGAGGGCGACGACUACCAGUUCCGCGUGAUAGCCGUCAACGACGUGGGCCGCUCCGAGCCGAGCAGGCCGUCGCCGAACAUCAUCAUCGAGGAGCAGGCCAACAAGCCCGUCAUGGACUUGGGCGGCGUGCGCGACAUCACCGUCCGCGCCGGCGACGACUUCAGCAUCCACGUGCCGUACGUGGGCUUCCCCAAGCCGUCGGCGUCCUGGUUCGCCAACGACACCAUCCUGGACUCGUCGGACCCUCGCAUCCACCAGCAGCUGGCCGACGACUACGCCAGCCUGGUGGUGAAGGGCGCCAAGCGCGGCGACACCGGCCAGUACCGGCUGCAGCUCAGGAACCCGUCCGGCUUCGACACCGCCACGCUCAACGUGCGCGUCCUGGACAGGCCCAGCCCGCCGGAGAACCUCCGCGCCGACGAGUUCGCCGGCGACGCGCUCACGCUGUACUGGAACCCGCCCAAGGACGACGGCGGCGCGCCCAUCAGCAACUACACCGUGGAGAGGCGCGAGAUCGGCACCGGCAACUGGGUCAAGGUCAGCAACUUCGUGGCCACCACGUUCGUGCGCGUCAAGAACCUCACCAUCAACAAGGACUACGAGCUGCGCGUGUACGCCGAGAACAAGUACGGUACCUCGGAUCCCGCCAGCACCGUGGAUCCCAUCCGCGCGCGCCAUCCCUUCGACGUGCCCGGCGCCCCCGGCGCGCCGCGUCGCCUGGACAGCUCCGAGGACUCCAUCACCAUCGCCUGGACCAAGCCGCGCCACGACGGCGGAUCCCCCAUCACGGGCUACGUCAUCGAGAAGAGGAUGAUGAGCGAGGACAAGUGGACCAAGGCCCUGCACUCGCACAUCCCCGACCUCAACCACAAGAUCAGCGGGCUGAUCGAGCACCGGGACUACGAGUUCCGCGUGGCGGCCAUCAACGCUGCCGGCCAGGGUCCGUGGAGCUCGUCCUCCGACCCCAUCUGCUGCCGCUCGCCGCCCUGCGCGCCUAAGAUCACCAGCGACCUGAGCAUCCGCGACAUGACCGUCAUCGCCGGCGAGGAGUUCACCAUCACGGUGCCCUUCACGGCCAGCCCCAGGCCCAAGCCCGUGUGGCUCGUCAACACGGAGGAGGUGUUCCAGGACGAGCGCAUCAAGUUCGACACCAACGACGUGCAGACCAUUUACACUAACAAGUGCGCCAAGCGCACCGACUCGGGCAGCUACACCAUCCAGCUGUACAACACCGAGGGCUCGGACUCCGCCACCUGCCGCGUCCUCGUCGUGGACAAACCCACGCCCCCGAUUGGUCCGCUGGACGUCAGCGACAUCACUCCAGACACCUGCACGCUGUCCUGGAAGCCGCCCGCAGACGACGGCGGCUCGCCCAUCACCAACUACGUGGUGGAGAAGCUGGAUCCGUUCAGCGGGUCGUGGGUGAAGGUGAGCAGCUUCGUCCGGGGCUGCCACUACAACGUGAUCGGCCUGGAGCCCAACAAGAAGUACAGCUUCCGCGUGCGCGCCGAGAACCAGUACGGCGUGUCGGAGCCGCUGAGCAUGGACGAGCCCAUCACGGCCAAGUUCCCGUUCACGGUGCCCGACCCGCCGGGCAUGCCGCGCGUCACGGACUGGGACGCCGCCGGCAACGUGAGCAUCACCUGGGACCGGCCCAGGAACGACGGAGGCGCGCGCAUCCAGGGCUACAAGGUGGAGUUCCGCGACCCGGCCGACGACUCGACCUGGCGCAUCGCCAACGACUACCUCGUCAAGGACAACAACUACACCGUGUACACGCUGCUGCCGGGCCACGAGUACGAGUUCCGCGUCAAGGCCAAGAACGCGGCCGGGCUCAGCAGGCCGUCGCAGAGCUCCGACAAGUUCAAGCUCAAGCCCAAGUUCGGCGUGCCGUCGGCGCCCGGCACCCCCACCGUCGUCAAGGUGGGCAAGAACUACGCGGACCUCAAGUGGGAGCCGCCCGCGUCGGACGGCGGCAGCCGCGUCACGGGCUACAUCAUCGAGAAGCGCGAGUUCGGCUCGGCCAUGUGGUUCAAGUGCAACGACUACAACGUGGCGGACUGCGAGUUCACCGCGCUCAACCUGGUCGAACAGGGCGACUACGAGUUCCGCGUCUACGCCGUCAACGCGGCGGGACGCUCCGAGCCCAGCGCCUGCACCACCCCCGUCAAGAUCUGCGAGGUGGUGGGCGGCGAGAAGCCCAUGUUCGUGCGCCCGCUGCAGAGCCAGGGCGUCGGCCUGGGCAAGACCAUCACGCUGGAGUGCGAGGCGGCCGGCAAGCCCGCGCCCACCGCGCGCUGGUUCAAGAACGGCCGCGAGCUGGUCACCGGCGGCGGGCGCUUCCGCAUGGAGGACAACAACAGCGGCACCUUCAAGCUCAUCCUGCACGACGUCAUGGACAUGGACUCCGGCGACUACACGUGCGAGGCGAGCAACCCGUGCGGCUCCGCCAGGACCACGUGCACGCUCAAGGUUGGAACACCUCCCAGGAUCGACCGCAUCCCCACCGACCUCAACCUCCCCGAGAAGGAGAACACCAAGAUCAAGGUGUUCUACUCGGGCGACCAGCCCAUGGACAUCACCCUCUCGUUCGGCGGCAAGCCCGUGUCGGACGGCGGCCGCGUCAAGCUCACCGUGUUCGACGAGUUCCUCAUCAUCUACAUCAAGGAGGUGGAGAAGUCGGACGCGGGCAUGUACACGCUCACAUGCAAGAACGACAGCGGCACGGCCAUCGGCCACUUCAACGUCAACAUCACCGGCCUGCCCGGCCCGCCGCUCGGCCCGCUGGACGUGUCCGACAUCAACAAGCACACGUGCACGCUGCACUGGCGGCCGCCCGCGUACGACGGCGGCCAGCGCGUGUCCCACUACCAGGUGGAGCGCAAGGAGGCCAACACGUCGCACUGGAUAAUCGUGUCCAGCUACUGCAAGGACACCACCUUCCAGUGCCAGGGCCUCAUCGAGGGCAACGAGUACCUGUUCAGGGUGAGCGCCGUCAACGAGAACGGCGCGGGACCGCCGCUGGAGGGCACCAACCCCAUCAAGGCCAAGGCGCCGUUCGACCCGCCGUCGCGACCCGGCGUCCCGACCGUCACGGAGGUGGGCGGCGACUUCGUCAACCUGGAGUGGGAGAAGCCCAUCCUGGACGGCGGCGCGCGCAUCCAGGGCUACUGGAUCGACAAGCGCGAGGUCGGCGGCUCGGCGUGGGUGCGCGUCAACCCACUCAUCUGCCAGCCCACGCAGAUCAACAUCAGCAACCUCAUCGAGGACCGGCAGUACGAGUUCCGAGUGUUCGCCCAGAACGAGGCAGGCCUCAGCGAACCCUCGAGCAACUCGAGCUCCAUCCGCAUCAAGGACCCCAAGGGCCCCACGCCGCCGGAGAUCGUCAAGCCGCUCAAGAACGCCAACUGCAUCCAGAACCACAACGCGCAGUUCACGUGCACCAUCACCGGCCACCCCAAGCCCAAGAUCACGUGGUACAAGGGCGCCAGGGAGAUCAUGAGCGGGUCGCGCCACCACAUCUACAGCGAGGGCGACGUGCACACGCUCAUCAUCAACGACGUGUACGGCGAGGACGAGGACGAGUACGUCUGCCGCGCCGUCAACAAGGCGGGCGUCAAGUCGACGCGCGCCGAGCUGGUCAUCAACAGCGCGCCGCGCAUCCACGUGCCGCCGCGCUUCAGGGACACGGCCUUCUUCGACAAGGGCGAGAACGUGGACAUCAAGAUCCCCUUCACAGGCAACCCCAAGCCCAGGAUCACGUGGUCCAGGGAGGGCGAGACCAUCGAGUCGGGCGGCCACUUCCACGUCGAGGUCAAGGAGAGGCACGCCGUGCUCACGAUCCGCGACGUCAGCAAGAUCGACAACGGGCCCUACACCAUCACCGCCGUCAACGACAUGGGCUCCGACACGGCCAUCAUCAAGGUCCAGAUCAGCGAUCGUCCCGAUCCGCCAUCGUUCCUGACGGUGGACAAGAUCGGCCACGACUCGCUGGCGCUGCAGUGGAACGCUCCAAACUGGGACGGCGGCUCCAACAUCACCAACUACUUGGUGGAGAAGCGCGAGCACCCCAUGAGCAGCUGGAUCCGCAUCGGCAGCACCAGGUUCACGGCCAUGGCCGUGACAGGCUUGGUGCCGGGCAAGGAGUACGAGUUCCGCGUGUACGCCGAGAACGUGUACGGCCGCAGCGACCCCAGCCCCGUGUCGGGCGUGGUCAAGACCAAGGGGCUGCCGCAGAAGGCGCCCAAGAAGCCCAAGUACGAGCUGGACGAGAACGGCAAGAAGAUCCGCGGCCGCAACGAGGGCAAGGUCACGGACUACGACAAGUACGUGUUCGACGUGUACUCCAAGUACGUGCCGCAGCCCGUGGAGAUCAAGAGCAACAGCGUGUACGACGAGUACGACAUCCUGGAGGAGAUCGGCACGGGCGCGUUCGGCGUGGUGCACCGGUGCCGCGAGCGCAAGACCGGCAACAUCUUCGCCGCCAAGUUCAUCCCCGUGACGCACGCCAUGGAGAAGGAACUCAUCAGGAAGGAGAUCGACAUCAUGAACCAGCUGCACCACAACAAGCUCAUCAACCUGCACGACGCGUUCGAGGAUGAUGACGAGAUGGUGCUCAUCUUCGAGUUCCUGUCUGGCGGCGAGCUGUUCGAGAGGAUCACGGCCGAGGGCUACUCCAUGUCGGAGGCGGAGGUCAUCAACUACAUGCGCCAGAUCUGCGAGGCGGUCAAACACAUGCACGAGAAGAACAUCAUUCACUUGGACAUCAAGCCCGAGAACAUCAUGUGCCAGACCCGCACCGGAACCAACGUCAAACUCAUCGACUUCGGCCUGGCCACCAAGCUGGACCCCAACGAGGUGGUCAAGAUCUCGACGGGCACGGCCGAGUUCGCGGCACCCGAGAUCGUCGAGAGGGAACCGGUCGGCUUCUACACGGACAUGUGGGCUGUCGGUGUCCUGGCUUACGUCCUGCUGAGCGGCCUGUCGCCGUUCGCGGGUGAGAACGACAUCGACACCCUGAAGAACGUCAAGGCUUGCGACUGGGACUUCGACGAGGAGGCAUUCGGCAGCGUCUCGGACGAGGGCAAGGACUUCAUCAAGAGGCUGCUGGUCAAGAUCAAGGAAAAGCGCAUGACCGCCCACGAGUGCCUGAUGCACCCCUGGCUCAAGGGCGACCACAGCGACCGCACCAAGCCCAUCGACGCGUCCCGCUACAACAAGAUCCGCGACAAGAUCCGCGCCAAGUACAGCAACUGGGACUCGUUCCUGCUGCCCAUCGGCAGGCUGUCCGAGUACAGCUCCCUCCGCAAGAUGCUCGUCGACAAGUACAAAAUCUACGACUCCUCCUUCGACCGGCGGCAAGCGGCGCCGCGCUUCGUCAUCAAGCCCCAGAGCGCGUUCGCGUACGAGGGCCAGAGCGUCAAGUUCACGUGCCGCGUGAUCGCCAUCGCCGCGCCCACACUGUCCUGGUACCGCAACAACGAGGAGCUCAAGCAGAGCGUCAAGUACAUGAAGCGCUACGCCGGCGACGACUACUCGUUCGUCAUCAACCGGUGCAAGCUGGACGACCGCGGCGAGUACAUCAUCCGCGCCGAGAACCACUACGGCUCCAGGGAGGAGGUGGUGUUCCUCAACGUGCAGCCACUGCCCAAGGUGGUGCCCGAGUACAAACCCGAGUCGGCGCCGGUGCGGCGGCGCGAACCCGCGCCCACGUACUGGGUGGAGGAGAAGGAGACGGGGCCCAGCUUCACCUUCCUGCUGCGGCCGCGUGUCAUGCAGAGCCGAGACACGUGCAAGCUGCUGUGCUGCGUGAGCGGCAAGCCGCCACCGACCAUCAAGUGGUACAAGGAGAAGAAGGAGCUGUCCAAGUACGAGUACACCAUGUCGCACUCGGACGGCGUCGUCAGCAUGGAGAUCGUGGACUGCAAGCCCUCGGACUCGGGCAAAUACCGAUGCGUCGCCACCAACAAGCACGGCUCGGACGAGACCUCCUGCGUCGUCAUAGUUGAAAGCCCCGGAUCAAAUGACCCCGAGCGCGAAAUCAUGGCUAGGAACAUUCUGCACUCUGGAGAGAGGAGGUUCAUCGAACAGCCUCUGAGACCAGCGCCCCUGGAGGUGACAAUUCGCACCAACAUCCAGGGCGACAACGUCACCACACAGACCACCUCACACAACCCGUCGUCUGUCGGGAACACAACGAUGCCCGGAGUACAGGACAAAACAACGACCACAAGGACCACUAAGAAAUACGGAUCUAAACUAGACACUACAGGUAGCCCGUCAAGAUCGCGCAGUGCGACAAAAGAACUGAUCCUGCCCCCCGACGACUCCCUGAUGUGCCCGCCUACCUUCACCACCAAACUGCAAGACCGAACAGUCAACGACGGCGAACCCUUGACCAUCAAUUGCGCCAUCAAGGGUGACCCCGACCCACAGGUGUCAUGGCUCAAGAACGGCCAGCCCCUGAGCUCGUCAGAAGCACUGGACCUCAAGUACAAGGGCGGCAUCGCCACCCUGGCCAUCAACGAGGUGUUCCCAGAGGACGAGGGCCAGUACACUUGUAAGGCCACCAACGCCAUGGGCACGGCGGAGACCACCUGCAAGCUCACAGUCAAGCCCAUGGCACCCGGCAGCAAGAGCGGCUCCAAGUCGGACGACAAGGCGCCCAAGAUCGUGGACCACCUCAGCUCGCAGUUCGUGGAGGACGGCAAGCCCGUGGUGCUCUCGUGCAGAAUCAUCGGCGCCAAGAAGUUCGACGUGAUCUGGCUCCACAACAACAAGGAGAUCAAAUCGUCCAAGGACUUCGAGUACACCAACGAGGCCAACAUUUACAAGCUCAACAUUGCCGAGAUCUUCCCCGAGGAUUCGGGCACGUACACCUGCGAGGCGUUCAACGACGCCGGCGAGUCGUUCAGCAGCUGCACGCUCAACGUGGUGGUGCCCAACGAGGAGAAGAAGAACCCCGUGUUCAAAACAUUCCCGCAGUCCACGACAGUGACGGAGGGAGAGGCUGCCACAUUCACCUGUGACUUUGAGAAGGCACCCCAGAAAGUAACGUGGCUCAAGGACGGAAACCCAGUAGACGAAGCUAGCCCCUUGUACACUUUCGAAUCCGACGGCAAGAAGAAGUACAAGUUCUCCAUCAAGAAGUGCUCAAGCACAGAUGUCGGCCAGUAUGUCGCAAAGGCAGCUGGAAAGAAGGCUGAGACCAUGGCUGCAUUCGCCCUGAAUGUAGUUGCUCCUGGUGAACUAUGAACAAACGCUGCCCUGGGAGGAGCCUAUUUAAAAAAUGCACUCUGACCAUGGGCAAACAACACGCAAGCAAUGAGUGAAGUGGACUGAAUGGAAAUGAACUGUAGUACUAUGUGUGUGUGUGUGUGUAUGUGUAAAUAAUAUAUUUAUAUAAUUUAAUUUGCAAAUGACGGCGUGCUUUGCAAAAUAAUGGUGGACCACAAACAAAUUGCUCACAUCGCCGCCAGUAAUCAGCUCCAGGGGAGGAUGUCCUGCGAAUAGCCAGCCAGCCAGCGUCACUACCAUCUCUAUUCGCUUGAUGACCACUCCCUAGGGCCGAUUCUGGCCUGCGAACAAUCAUGGUCUUUCAUCGCCUCAAAUCGCCUCAAUUUCGCUUCGCACGCCAACCUCAUGAUGCCCAAGCACUCGUGUUGUUUGCCCCAGAGGACCUAUCCGCUCAUUCUUUUCAAUUUACGAAUAAGAGAAGUGAAAAUAAUUUGUUCGAAUCACAUGCCACUUUACAAAAAAUAUAUAUGUAUGUGCUAUAACUCCGAAUUUUAUAUUUCAUAGAGAUGAUACUUUUUAAAGCGUGUUCCACAGCAUGCUAGCAAAGCGCUUUUAUUGAGCGCGUGCAAUAAUGUAUUAAUUUGCCCUUUAAUUUUUUAAGCAACUAAAUGCUGAAUUCUUUUGUGUAACAAUUGUUUCCCAAUGUAUCAAAUUUCAAUCAUUGUCUCUAUAUCAAAACAUGCCCUCUUUUAAUGUUAUUGCGCAUCAUCAGACCUGGAGAAUUCAUUUUUGCUUUAUUUUUUUGUUCCAUUAAUGACUUCUUCAGAAGUGGCUGACAUUUUAUUUUAUGUUUCUGUGGAAUGAAUAAAUUGAAUCUUGUCUUAUA